GUCAUUGUACAAAACCCCCUCUGCCCAGGAUCAUCUUCAGUUCUCAGAAAGAGAGGAGUUAUUUGUGCAUACUUUCUCAUCUGAGUAGUCUACAGGUCCUAGCCGACACAACGUCUCUGAUAUUCUCAGAGACCUAAAAGGACAUGGAUAUGAAGCCUCUGAUGAUUCUCCUCCUGCUAGCAGCUGUCACCACCACCGCCCUUGCACCAGCUGGUACCACCACCAGUUCUGCAGCAGCUGUCACCACCACCCGUCCUGCAGCAGCUGUCACCACCACCGCACCUGCAGCAGCUGUCACUACCACCGCACCUGCAGCAGCUGUCACUACCACCGCACCUGCAGCAGCUGUCACUACCACCGCACCUGCAGCAGCUGUCACUACCACCGCACCUGCAGUAGCUGGUACCACCACCCGUCCUGCAGCAGCUGUCACCACCACUGCGCCUGCAGUAGCUGGUACCACCACCCGUCCUGCAGCAGCUGUCGCUACCACCGCACCUGCAGCAGCUGUCACUACCACUACCACCCCUGCAGCAGCUCUCACCACCACCGCACCUGCAGCAGCUGUCACUACCACUGCGCCUGCAGUAGCUGGUACCACCACCCGUCCUGCAGCAGCUGUCACCACCACUGCGCCUGCAGUAGCUGGUACCACCACCCGUCCUGCAGCAGCUGUCACCACUACCGCCCCUGCAGCAGCUGUCACCACUACCGCCCCUGCAGCAGCUGGUACCACCACCGCCCCUGCAGCAGCUGGUACCACCAGAUCCCCUGCAGCAGCUGUAACCACCACCGCCCCUGCAGCAGCUGUCACCACUACCCGUCCUGCAGCAGCUGUUACCAACACCGCUCCUUCAGCAGCUGGUACAACCACCAGUCCUGCAGCAGAUGCCACCACUACCGCCCCUGCAGCAGCUGGUUGCAACACCUCCCCUGCAGCAGCUGGUACCACCACCGCCCCUGCAGCAGCUGGUACAACCACCAGUCCUGCAGCAGAUGCCACCACUACCGCCCCUGCAGCAGCUGGUUGCAACACCUCCCCUGCAGCAGCUGGUACCACCACCGCCCCUUCAGCAGCUGUCACCACCACCGCCCCUGCAGCAGCUGGUACCACCACCGCCCCUGCAGCAGCUGGUACCACCACCAGUCCUGCAGCAGCUGUCACCACAACCGCCCCUGCAGCAGCUGGUACCACCACCAGUCCUGCAGCAGCUGGUACCACCACCAGUCCUGCAGCAGCUGUCACCACCACUGCCCCAGCAGCAGCUGGUACCACCCCCGCCCCUGCAGCAGCUGGUACCACCACCAGUCCUGCAGCACCUGUCACCACCACCCGUCCUGCAGCAGCUGUCACCACCACCCGUCCUGCAGCAGCUGUCACCACCACCCGUCCUGCAGCAGCUGUCACCUCCACCCGUCCUACAGCAGCUGUCACCACGACCCCCCCAUCAGCAGCUGUCACCACCACCGCCCUUGCACCAGCUGGUACCACCACCAGUCCUGCAGCAGCUGUCACCACCACCCGUCCUGCAGCAGCUGUCACCACCACCGCACCUGCAGCAGCUGUCACUACCACCGCACCUGCAGCAGCUGUCACUACCACCGCACCUGCAGCAGCUGUCACUACCACCGCCCUUGCACCAGCUGGUACCACCACCAGUCCUGCAGCAGCUGUCACCACCACCCGUCCUGCAGCAGCUGUCACCACCACCGCACCUGCAGCAGCUGUCACUACCACCGCACCUGCAGCAGCUGUCACUACCACCGCACCUGCAGCAGCUGUCACUACCACCGCACCUGCAGCAGCUGUCACUACCACCGCACCUGCAGCAGCUGUCACCACCACUACCACCCCUGCAGCAGCUCUCACCACUACUGCCCCUGCAGCAGCUGUCACCACUACCGCCCCUGCAGCAGCUGUCACCACCACCGCCCCAGCAGCAGCUGUCACCACCACUGCUCCUGCAGCAGCUGUCACCACAACCACCCCUGCAGCAGCUGGUACCACCACCCGUCCGUCAGCAGCUGGCACUACUACAGCACCUUCAGCAGCUGGUACCACCACCGCCCCUGCAGCAGCUGGUACCACCACCGCCCCUGCAGCAGCUGUAACCACCACCACCCCUGCAGCAGCUGUCACUACCACCGCACCUGCAGCAGCUGUCACUACCACCGCACCUGCAGCAGCUGUCACCACCCCUGCAGCAGCUCACCACCACCGCCCCUGCAGCAGCUGUCACUACCACCGCACCUGCAGCAGCUGUCACCACCACUACCACCCCUGCAGCAGCUCUCACCACCACCGCACCUGCAGCAGCUGUCACCACCACUACCACCCCUGCAGCAGCUCUCAUCACCACCGCCCCUGCAGCAGCUGUCACCAACACCCGUCCUGCAGCAGCUGUCACCACUACCGCCCCUGCAGCAGCUCUCACCACCACCCGUCCUGCAGCAGCUCUCACCACUACCGCCCCUGCAGCAGCUCUCACCACCACCCGUCCUGCAGCAGCUCUCACCACCACCCGUCCUGUAGCAGCUGUCACCACUACCGCACCUGCAGCAGCUAUCACCACUACCGCCCCUGCAGCAGCUGUUACCACCACCGCCCCUGCAGCAGCUGUCACCACCAGUCCUGUAGCAGCUGUCACCACUACCGCCCCUGCAGCAGCUGUCACCACCACCCGUCCUGCAGCAGCUGUCACCACCUCCGCACCUGCAGCAGCUGGUGCCACCACCGCCCCUGCAGCAGCUGGCACCACCACUGCCCCUGCGUAGCUGGUACCACCACCUCCCCUGCUGCAGCUGGUACCACCACCGCCCCUGCAGCAGCUGUCACCACCACCCAUCCUGCAGCAGCUGUCACCACUUCCGCCCCUGCAGCAGCUGGUAACACCACUGCCACUGUCACCACCACCCGUCCUGCAGAAGCUGUCACCACUACCGCCCCUACAGUAGCUGGUACCACCACCGCGCCUUCAGCAGCUGGUACCACCACCUCCCCUGCAGCAGAUGGUACCACCCCCGCCCCUGCAGCAGAUGGUACCACCCCCGCCCCUGCAGCACCACCCCUGCAGCACAUGAUCCCACCACCGCCCCUGCGUAGCUGGUACCACCACCUCCCCUGCUGCAGAUGGUACCACCACCGCACCUGCAGCAGCUGUCACCACCACCCGUCCUGCAGCAGCUGUCACCACCUCCGCACCUGCAGCAGCUGGUACCACCACCGCCCCUGCAGCAGCUGGUACCACCACCACCCCUGUCACCACCACCCGUCCUGCAGCAGCUGUCACCACUACCGCCCCUGCAGUAGCUGGUACCAACUCCUCCCCUGCAGCAGCUGGCACCACCACUGCCCCUGCGUAGCUGGUACCACCACCUCCCCUGCUGCAGCUGGUACCGCCACCACACCUGCAGCAGCUGGUACCAGCACCUCCCCUGCAGCAGAUGGUACCACCACCGCCCCAGCAGCAGCUGGUACCACCACCCCUGCAGCAGCUGGUGCAAACACCAGUCCUGCAGCAGCAGUCACCACGACCCAUCCUGCAGCAUCUGUCACCAAUACCGCCCCUGCUGCAGCUGGUACCACCACCGCCCCUGCGUAGCUGCUAGCAC
Molecule: messenger RNA, 3612 nt
Organism: Oncorhynchus keta (chum salmon)
Lineage: Eukaryota; Metazoa; Chordata; Actinopteri; Salmoniformes; Salmonidae
Product: mucin-5AC-like
Exons: 3
Coding region: 144-3602 (1152 amino acids)
Source: RefSeq, a predicted model, not a curated record